AUGACACAAUCAAAGGAACCAGCAGGUGUUAUACCACUUCCUUUGCGUCCAGAAAUGCCAUUGACAUUAUCUUCAUUAUUCUCUCACCAAGACUAUGAUAAAGUUCGUCACAUCUAUGGAAAACAUAUAUUGGGAAUAACAAAGAGAGUUCUUCCAAUCCUUCUCCUUUGCUUUGUUUUGCCUCUUGGUGCUGUUUCUGCUGUUCCAUUCCUUCCAGUCUCUAAAAAUGUCCUUUUAGGAAUGUGUUUGGGUUGGGUUCUAACCUUUUUAACAAGUACUAUAGUUAUUGGUAUUAAAGUUUAUAAAUCUUUUAAUAUUAACCUAGAGACAUUAUUGAAUCAAGAGUUUGAAUCAAGAGGAUAUACUUUUGAGUAUGCGUUUGCUACCAAGAAAGGUAUUGCUGUAUACUGUGAUACUCCAUGUCCACCACCACAAUUACAACUACAACAAUCAUAUUCAAAGAGCAAUGAUAUGGUUACUCCAUGUCCACCACCACCUCAACAAUAUGUUGUACAGCAACAACAAUACCAAUACCAAAGUACUCCACAACAACAACAAUACCAACCAUAUCCUACCUCUGACAAUAAUAGUAAUAAUAGAAUGUAUAAUAAUAAUACAAGUAAUAUAGCAACCAAUGUAUAUGGGUUAUCUCUAAGUAAAGCUAGAGCAAUUUCACAUGUUGCAGCAGAAACUGAAUGUAAUCGAUUUCUAGUUGGAACAAAUGCACUUAAAGAGGAAAAUGAGAUAUGUUUAAUCGAAGCAAAAGAGAAUGAAGGAGUUAAAUUGGUGUCAUUAUUGAAUCAUCCAAAAGAGAUAUGGUCGAUUACUUCAUGUCUUCAUGAUGCACAACAGUUUUAUACUGUAUAUAACAACAAUGGAGCUGAAUAUAAAACAUCAUUGUGGAAGAUUGUCGAUGACAAGGCAAUUGAAGAGGUCUAUGAACUCAAAGGUCAUCAAGGAUACAUUAAACCAAUCAUUUGUGAUCCCUCUGAAUCAAAUGAUUAUGUUGUAUCUCUAGAUGACUCUACUAUUCGUAUUUGGUCAAAUUUAGAUUCAUCUGAACCAACUGUAUUAAAAUCGAUUGGAAAUCAAAAUAAAUUAUCAGGAGGUUGUAUUAAUCCAAAUAUUAGUAAUCAACUUGCAACUUGUAAUGAUGUAAAUAUUAAAGGUUGGGAUUUUAGAACUGCAAAGGAAACAUUUGCAAUUGAUAAAGCACAUAGUGAAUUAAUUAGAUCGAUUGAUUUUAAUCCAAAUAGAGCAUAUUAUUUAUUAUCGGCUGGCGAAGAUGGUAAAUUAAAGUUUUGGGAUACAAGACAAACCAAAACACCUGUCAAAUCAUUUAGUGGACACCAACAUUGGAUUUGGAAUGCCAAAUAUAAUCCAGUACACGAUCAAUUGGUUAUUACCAGUUCUAGCGAUAAUACUGUAAAAUUGUGGAAUGUCUAUUCUAUAUCUGAAGCUGCUGCUGCCGCUGCCGCUGCACCUGAAGAUGGUACACCAAAACCAGUUGCAACAAACACAGGUGGUAAAAAGAACAAACGUAAAGAAGAUCAACUCAUCAAAACAUUUGAAGAACAUGAAGAUAGUGUCUAUAAUAAUUGUAAUUAA
Messenger RNA from Cavenderia fasciculata, 1608 nucleotides. RefSeq names its product WD40 repeat-containing protein (gene tssc1). Gene Ontology annotation, molecular function: protein binding. Gene Ontology annotation, biological process: protein ubiquitination. Bases 1 to 1608 code for a protein of 535 amino acids. The transcript has 7 exons. The record is from RefSeq and is a predicted model, not a curated record. NCBI's taxonomy places the organism in Eukaryota, Evosea, Eumycetozoa, Acytosteliales, Cavenderiaceae.